Molecule: messenger RNA, 234 nt
Organism: Racocetra fulgida
Lineage: Eukaryota; Fungi; Glomeromycota; Glomeromycetes; Diversisporales; Gigasporaceae
Source: the annotation of a GenBank genome assembly
AACCAAAAGAAACUAUCAAACAGAUUCUUGAUCUGUAUAUAGUUGAUCUGGAAAACUCACUUCGUGAAUUAAUUACAUUAUCUGACAGUGUCCCGAAUGAGAUUGUAAAUUGUGAAGAGGAAGUUAAACAAUUGAUAAAAAAUCUGGAAUAUAUAUACAACUUAAUCAAUGAUAUUAAUCAAUAUCCAGAACCCCUAAAAAUAUUAACAUUUUCAACUGCAGUAGGAACAGCUA